AUGCGUGCGACGGAAAGGUUACUAUCCGGCCCAUUGCUGGAUAUCUUCGUCGGACCCGAGGGCCGCCGCUGGUCCUUACAUAAAAACCUCCUCGUCCACCAUGCACGCUUCUUUGACGAAUCAUAUGCAGUUAACGGUGAGCACAAGCGCAUCAACGAUGGCAAACUGGAACUCCGCGACGAGGAUGCAGGCGCAUUUGAACUGCUGGUGAAAUGGCUGUACCAGGGAAAAAUUGACGAUGUCUCAUGGAUGCCCAAGGACGUCAAAUGGGACUAUGCAUUCACAUGCCAAAAACUCUACCUCCUCUGCGACACCAUCGGGCUGCAAGAACUCAAAAACCAAGCCAUCGACCAAUUCCGGCGGGGAUGCCAUGAAGCGGGCCUCGUUCCCGGCCCCGAAGAAAUGAAGCCCGUCUAUGAGAAAACUCCACCCAGUUCUCCCUUCCGGAAACUCGUGAUUAAGAUUGCUGCGAGACAGAUCAUGGACCCCGGGUCGGAGAAAGAUGCAGCCAGCUACAGGGAGUGCUUCGCCAUCACUCCGGACUUUGCAGUCGAUGUGAUCAAUGCGAUCAAGGAGGGCAGUGGUGGGUCACUGUUUGACGAUCCAACAGAGGGUAAUGGGUGUCGGUAUCACGAGCAUGAGGAUGGUGAGAGCUGUCACAAGACGGUCAAAUUCAAGGAUAUUUCGUGA
Molecule: messenger RNA, 690 nt
Organism: Cladophialophora psammophila CBS 110553
Lineage: Eukaryota; Fungi; Ascomycota; Eurotiomycetes; Chaetothyriales; Herpotrichiellaceae
Exons: 1
Coding region: 1-690 (229 amino acids)
Molecular function (GO): protein binding
Source: RefSeq, a predicted model, not a curated record